AGACCACACUUCAAAGCGGUUGCAAUUCAGUUCCCAUUUGGAGCUUGUUUAUUUGUGAAGAAACGCCAAUAAAAGUGAAUAUAUAUCCACUAAAAAUAACAAACACCAGAGAAAGGUCGUUGGCGAGCGGAAGGAGGGAGUCGAGGGGAGGGUGAAUCCUCUCGACUUCGCUCGCUACUCUUUGCGCUCUCUCACCUGUAGCUAGGAAACUAGCCCUCCUCUGCCGCCGGGCUAACACUCGCCAUUGGCGGACGCGUGAUGGGGGAAGUGCCGCUUCUCUGGAAGAAGUCGCCCGCUCCUGCCAUAAACACUGUUGGGGAGCGACCAAGAUAAUAUUUUUCAAUCCAAGCAUGGACUUCGCCGAGGAGUCGUCGCUCGCCUUAGCGUUCGAGAAGGACGCCUUCGAGCUGACGGUGGAGGACGUGUACGACAUCUCGUACGUCGUCGGACGAGACUUGUUGCGGAUCAGCCGAACGGGCGAAGAGGUGUCCGACCUCCAAUUUCGCAUCGUCCGCGUGCUGGAGAUGUUCGAGACGAUGGUCAACAAGUACAACUUGUCCCUGGAGGAGCUGAAAAUGGAGCGGGACAACCUGAAGAGCCAACUGGACCGCGUCGUCUCGGAAAGCUCCACCGGCGGCCAGGGCACGCAAGCGGCCGGACCCAACCAGAUGGUGGUGGACCUGAGCGACCCCGAGAGGCCUCGCUUCACCAUGCAGGAGCUGAAGGAGGUCCUGCAGGAGAGAAACCAGCUGAAGGCCCAGCUCAUGGUGGCCCAGGAGGAGCUGCAGCUCUAUAAGAGCGGGAUUCUGCCACAGGGCCAAGCGGCCAUGGUCGAAGUGGACCUGGACGAGCCGGCACAAAACGGGGCAGCUGCCAUCAACGAUGCAAAAGAGGAAAAGACCACCAUUGGAAAAUUGUUUUCAUUUAGACGGAAAUAAGACAGCAAGAUGAAAAAGAAGACCCUGACAAGACAGGAUUGGUUAGCAGGUUACUCGGACCUUUUUUAUAUUUUUGUAUUCAAGAUGUAUUUGUAAAUUUAACACGCUGCCUUAAUUUUAUAUGUAUUGUAUAACAAAGAUUUAUAAUAGCUGUUCUUGUGAAACACUUUAUUAGGUACACCUAUGUCAUACACAAGGGCUGUUACAUGGAAAAAAUACAAUGCUAAUCUCAGAAGUAUUUACAUAUUUGUAAUACAUUUUUAUGAUGUUCUAAACAAUUACACGUAGGUUAGAUUGUUGCAGAUUAAACAUUUUCUUGGGGUUCAUAAAUGAAAACAAUAAAAAAAAAAAAUUUGUGGGGUUAAUUGAC
Messenger RNA from Phyllopteryx taeniolatus (common seadragon), 1308 nucleotides. RefSeq names its product Rab interacting lysosomal protein-like 2 (gene rilpl2). Bases 351 to 938 code for a protein of 195 amino acids. Gene Ontology annotation, cellular component: cytoplasm; ciliary basal body. The transcript has 4 exons. Gene Ontology annotation, biological process: cilium assembly. The record is from RefSeq and is a predicted model, not a curated record. Lineage: Eukaryota; Metazoa; Chordata; Actinopteri; Syngnathiformes; Syngnathidae. Gene Ontology annotation, molecular function: protein dimerization activity.